Cyphomyrmex costatus is the source of this 402-nucleotide messenger RNA. RefSeq lists its product as uncharacterized. Lineage: Eukaryota; Metazoa; Arthropoda; Insecta; Hymenoptera; Formicidae. The coding region runs from base 1 to 402 and encodes 133 amino acids. The record is from RefSeq and is a predicted model, not a curated record. The transcript has 3 exons.
AUGGUCAAAGCAGAGAGACAAAGGAAAAUCGUAUCGCGCUAUUAUGCGCGGUUUUUACCCCACGAAAACGUUUUGCGUACAAAAUUCGACAUCGAGACUAGGAUAUCGCCAUCGGACAUUGUCGUGAUGUGUUCAGGAUGUUAUUAUAGUCCAUCAACCUCGAACGCAUCGAAGAUGAUACGCCAUGCACGAAAGGGUUCAUCAGUGUGCACAAUUGCAAUUAAAUGCGGUUUCCACUCGCAUAUACGUGACUUGAUGGACCUGAGGCUAAAGCGUUUCAAGCAGAAAUUAACACCGAUGGAACAGCUGAUGGUAGGAGUUGUUGCGGUGGCGCUACGUUUUCGAUCCGAAUGCGAUAAUGUGACUGGUCCUGAGUUAGCUGUAUGGGUAAAUACAAUUUAA